Molecule: messenger RNA, 2181 nt
Organism: Alternaria arborescens
Lineage: Eukaryota; Fungi; Ascomycota; Dothideomycetes; Pleosporales; Pleosporaceae
Exons: 2
Coding region: 1-2181 (726 amino acids)
Biological process (GO): DNA-templated transcription; regulation of DNA-templated transcription
Molecular function (GO): carboxy-lyase activity; DNA binding; DNA-binding transcription factor activity, RNA polymerase II-specific
Source: RefSeq, a predicted model, not a curated record
AUGGACGAGCUUAAGGACCAGCACAACCCCAACGCGCCAAAUGGGUUCAUGCAAGACACGCCGCCACGAGCCGACGUCGACGAGAUCCUGAGACGCAAGCGGAAAGCGCGAGAGUACAAGGCCUGCUACCCGUGUCGCCAGCGCAAGGUCAAAUGCGACCAGAACGUGCCGUGCAAGACAUGCGUCGUCCGCGAACACCCCGAGCUGUGUACCUACCACCCGCCGAGCGAGUCGCAUCCGCCUGCGAAACGAAUCAACCUCGGGCUCGGCCAGAAUAACGGCCAUGACUUCUCGAAUGGCAUCGUCCACAUCCACGGCGGCACCGUCACCCUGCCCCGGGAGGACUGGGAACGCAUCUGCGGCAAGCUGCAGCAGGCGGAAAAGUCGCUCAGUGACUUGAAGAACGCCGUCGGCAGCGUCGCAGAGAUACCGCCCCCGAUCAACGGCUUCUCUCCUGCCGACGCAUCUGGAAACACGCCUCUGGCAGCAGCAGCGCCCAUGGACGGUGAGCAGAGCCACGUCCGGACCCAAGGCAUACAUACGCGCAACGACAUCACCGGCCAGACAAUACACAUCGGUCCCAGCUCAGUACCAGCGCUCGUCAUGGCAUUAGGGAGGGGAGAUACACAGUGGGCACCGGGCGUGCAAGACCUCCUGGGCAAGAAGAGCAUGCUACCAAUUUUUGGCCUGGACAACGAGAGCGCUACAUAUCCCUUUGUCGAUCUUUGGGGACUGCCGCAUGGAUCUAUAGCGCGCGCUCAAGAGCUUGCCAAUGCGUUACCGAGUGAUUCCGAAUGCCUCAGUUUCUUUCGAAGCUAUCGCGAGACCGCACAUGCCGUAUACCCCGCCGUUGCCGACAUCGAGGCCAUUGAAUCCGAUCUUCUGCUCUUCUUGAUCAACCGCGCAAGUGCACAAGGCACCAACGGCAUCACAGAUCAGCAGAUAUAUGGCAAAGACUUCCAUUGGAUAGGCAUGGUCUUUGCCAUACUGGCUUCCGGUUGUCAAUGCUCGAGUCUGUCGCGAAGGGAGAGGGAGCUUACAUCGCAGGUCUACGUCUGUUGCAGCUUCGAAUGUUUACGAUUCACAAACUUUCUAUCCCAUGCGACUAUCGAGAACAUACAGACUCUUUUGAUCCUCGGAAACGUCAUCUCGAAUAACAUGAAUGCUGGAGUCGCUUGGAGUUUGAUGGGUUUGACAGUGCGCCUUUCGCAGACACUAGGGCUACACCGACAAUGUCCCCCUUCCACCCCAGUGCAGCAGAGGGUCAUUCGAAGCAAAACAUGGUGGGCGCUUCUUUGGCAGGACUCACUGCUGUCUGUCUCGUACGACAGGGCCUCGUCGACGACCACCAUUGAUCAUACUGUACCCAUGAGCCAGCACACAGCGCCAGGAACAAGGACAUAUGUCGAGAGCAUGUACAGACUUUGUAAAGUAGGGCUGGAUAUAGUGCGUGAGCGCCAGAGGCCACAGAACUCGCAUGACGCCCUGAUACGCAUCACUGAACAUCGCAACGAACUCCAAGAAAUCAUGAUAGAUGCUGCAGACUAUCUCAAAGACUCUAGGAGAUGCCGGUCUAUGCGCGAUCAGCUCGAACACUGGGCGCUAUACCUGCACAUAUCGUACGUCACAUCUGAGCUCUGUCGACCAGCCAUCAGUCCAGCCACUGUCAACCUCGAUCUCUCCAAGACUCUGCGCAAGACAUGCAUCGAUAGCCUUACCAACACUGUCGAAGCCUUCCUCGGUCUGCAAAACAUGACGCCGUUCGCGACUCGUUCCUGGUCCGCUGUGCAUCGUUCCCUGAGUUCUGCUCUGCUCCUCGGUAUUCUUGGCGAACACAACCGCAACGAACGAGCGCGCAGUUUGUUGCAGAACGUGAUCCAAGUCCUUACGGAUGUCACAAAGGACGUCGACCCCGCGGAGCUUGCCACGCCCAUUACACGGUCCGUCUCGGCUUUGGAGCGGCUGCUGAGGAUCACCACAACACACAACCGGAAGGCGAGUGAAGCGGGCUCACAGGCUUCCCCCACCAUGCACGUCUUUACUGCACAGGACAUCAACAACGCCCUCAACGGGGACGCUGAGAACAUGUUCUCGCAAUCACCACUGCUCGGACUGGACCUUGACUCCUCACCGUAUGCACUUAUGGAGAGCAUCGUGUGGGGUGCGCAGAAAUCGCCGUGA